UAAAUCAUUAUGAGCUUGAAGCUCCUUACACAUUUUAAAAAGGUAAAGUAGUCUCAAAUCUAUCCACACCACAAAGUUUAAGUUAGGUGCAGAGCAAAGGAAUGAUGAGAAGUAAGAGGAUGAUUGAAUGUUUUGCCUUAAUGCUUGUACUGUGUUCAUGUUGGAGUUCUGUCAAUGCCCAACUCAAUUCAACAUUUUAUGAUGAGACAUGUCCGGGGGUUUUCUCCACAGUGAAAGCAGCUGUAAAACAGGCAAUCGCCAACGAAACACGAAUGGCUGCAUCCUUGCUUCGCCUUCACUUUCAUGACUGUUUUGUUAACGGCUGCGAUGGAUCGAUUCUGCUGGACGACACGGCCAACUUUACAGGAGAAAAGACUGCAGGUGCAAACAACAAUUCUGUGAGAGGAUUCGAUGCGAUAGACAGCAUUAAGUCUCAAGUGGAAGCAAAUUGCAGUAGAGUUGUGUCCUGUGCUGAUAUUUUAGCUAUUGCAGCUCGGGAUUCAGUGGUUGAAGUAUCAAUCUACUUUCUCCAGAUCACCGAUUUGGGAGGGCCAACGUGGAGUGUGUUGGUAGGAAGGAGAGACUCUACAACUGCAAAUUUCAGCGGUGCAAAUUCCAAUCUUCCUAGUCCCACAUUCAGCCUCACCGAACUCAUUUCAGCUUUUGGUGAUCAGACCCUUUCUGUGAAGGAUAUGAUAGCCCUUUCAGGUGGUCAUACAAUUGGCCAAGCUCGGUGCACCACCUUUAGAAGCCACAUUUAUAAUGAAACCAACAUCGAUAGUACAUUCGCUACUUCUCUUCAAGGUAGUUGCCCUUUCAGUGGCGGAGAUGACAACCUAUCAUCCAUAGAUGUACAAACUUCCACUACCUUUGACAAUCAGUAUUAUGUAAAUCUCUUAAGCCAGAAAGGACUCUUUCACUCUGACCAAGAGCUUUUUAAUGGAGGGUCUGCUGAUUCACAAGUUACUACCUAUGCUAAUAAUCAAAGUAGUUUCUUCGCUGAUUUUGCAGAAGCCAUGGUGAAUAUGGGAAACAUAAAUCCUCUUACAGGUAGUAGUGGAGAAGUUCGGACAAAUUGUAGGAAGAUCAAUAGCGCAACAAUAAAUAGUCUAGUCAAUGCACCCGUUGUUUAUGAGUAAGACACGAUACCACCUAAACAACAUAUGUAUUGGCAAAAAUAGUCUGUCUACUGAGUUCGUUUUUAAGAAAUUAUAUCAUGUUAUGAUGAAAUGAAGUUAGCUAUAUCAUAUUCUAAUGAAAUAAAGCUAGGUAUCGAUUGUUGUCAUUGAUUAUUUAGAGUGUUUAGGUUGUAGCAGACAUCAUACUUUGUUAAAAAUCUUGUGCACUAUCUAUUUUGUA
This is a messenger RNA of Cryptomeria japonica (Japanese cedar), 1359 nucleotides long. Its product is annotated as cationic peroxidase 1. Bases 102 to 1139 code for a protein of 345 amino acids. Gene Ontology annotation, molecular function: heme binding; peroxidase activity. Lineage: Eukaryota; Viridiplantae; Streptophyta; Pinopsida; Cupressales; Cupressaceae. The record is from RefSeq and is a predicted model, not a curated record. The transcript is spliced from 4 exons. Gene Ontology annotation, biological process: hydrogen peroxide catabolic process; response to oxidative stress.